Peromyscus leucopus (white-footed mouse) is the source of this 381-nucleotide messenger RNA. RefSeq names its product eukaryotic translation initiation factor 4E binding protein 1 (gene Eif4ebp1). Gene Ontology annotation, cellular component: cytoplasm. Gene Ontology annotation, biological process: negative regulation of translational initiation. The record is from RefSeq and is a predicted model, not a curated record. The transcript has a single exon. Gene Ontology annotation, molecular function: eukaryotic initiation factor 4E binding. Bases 100 to 366 code for a protein of 88 amino acids. NCBI's taxonomy places the organism in Eukaryota, Metazoa, Chordata, Mammalia, Rodentia, Cricetidae.
AGGCGUGGAGCCCAGGCGGAAGGGGCGGGCCGGGCACGAGAAGGGCUGGGCCGAGGUGUCGCGGGGCUGCUGGAGGGUCGUGGGUGGCACGGAGGAGACAUGUCGGGGGGCAGCAGCUGCAGCCAGACUCCCAGCCGGGCCAUCCCCACUCGCCGCGUAGCCCUCGGCGACGGCGUGCAGCUCCCGCCCGGGGACUACAGCACCACCCCGGGCGGCACGCUCUUCAGCACCACCCCGGGAGGUAAGGCGCGGGGCCGGGGUCCCAGGCGACCUCCUCCGGGGCAGGAGGACACGCGGGCCUCCGGGAUCGAUCGCACGCACGUGCGACGGGGGUGGCGGCGCUCCCAGGGUUCCGGAGCUGGAUAGAACGGACGAGGGGCU